GCUGGACCAACCCCAGCAGCCUGCAGAGGACGAACCGCUCCGGCGACACCUGCAAACAAACUCCAAACCGAGUCUUCGGCGAAGCGUGACGACGCACGAAGCUGAAACGGCUCACUCGGAGUAAAAGGCAUGGACGAGUAUCUGUAGUUUGUAAGCGUGGAAGAGAGCAAAAGAAACAUAUUUUGAACCGUAAAAGUCGUGUUUCUGUUCGGAGCGAGUGCUGGGAGACAGACGACAGCAGGCGUCUGGUGGAUGGGGAGAAAAUGGAGUUAAACAGAAGAGAGGUGCCUUUAUACGGACAAGUGGAGGCCCGUGCAAGGUUACAAACCAGAGCUCCUGAAAAUGCAGAGUUUUAUGUUGUUGUGCAAGGCUCUAGGCUUACACAUGUGACGACAGCAAAAAGAGUCGAUGAUGGGCUGACUCUUUGCUUCACAGUUCCAGGCCACGACCUUGUUGAAAUUGUCUCUGUCACAUGCUGCGUGUACAUACAGGACCAAGUCGAGCCACGUGAGGGUGAAGCCUCUCUUGAAUACCUCAGUGACGUGGCCCAGGAAGCAGCAGAGUACUUAAAUGCAAACAGGGCGCAGCUUGACCCCCAGAGCUACCUAGAAGUCCUGAAGAGGUUUCCUGUGUUGAUGCAAACAGCUAAUGAGGAGCUCUGUGCUGGACAGUUGGGUCACAAUGAGCAGGAGGUGCAGCUCGGACGAAGUUCAGGCAAUGACGUUGAUUUGAGGCUGAUGGAUGAGACGAUCACACAGGCUCUGGCUAACAUGGAUUACCCUCAUCAGUGGAAAACCCCUGACAGUCAGCCGAGAGAAGCUCCUGAACUUCACCCCAAAGAAACCCUCCUUCACCUUGCAGUGCGCUUGGGUUUGGUCCACCUCGCUCGUUUCCUAAUUCACCAACCGAGAGGUCAGAGGACGUUGACUUUACCCAACGAGGAAGGACACACUCCCCUCCAGCUGGCCCAGAAGGAUGGACAGCACGACAUGUUCAGGAUGCUGGCAGCUCCUCCAGGUCCCGGAGUCGGUCCUGUUCCUGCUGCGUGCUGCGUUUGGUCCGACAGCUCCUCCAUGCUACGAUACUGUCCUGGAACAGACUCUCUGACCCUCACUGUGCACCAGGCUUCUGGUUGCUGCCCUCAAGACCUUGUCAUAGCUUUGCGAGACAGACUGGGAGACCACAGCGUCAUCAAACUGAUCAGUGUGCUCAAAGCUGAUACUGACGUAGACAAGAGGGAAAAUGAAGGUCUCCUGAGUGAUAAAGGCAUCAGUAAGGAGCUCCAUGUGGACGAGCACGUUCUGGUGGACAAUGUUUUUGAGGAACAACUUGUUCUGUCUUUGGAUGACGACGAUGAUGAAGAAGAGCACCCAUCGUUAUUGUCUGUAAAUGGGCAUCCAAUGCAGGCCAGUGCAGUCCAGAGCCAGAUCACCCAGCAGGCCACAGACCCUCUGCUCUCCAUGAACAACAACAAUCAGAGCAUCACACAGCAGACGCAGGCGGAGGAUGUUAAAUACGGGGUCGGUGGCGUGACCAGCGGCAGUACAGGGACGGAUGGUGGCUUAUGGGACACUCUGGACUCAGAGGAUCUUCUUCUAGCCACUGACACCCCUCCACCAUAUUCAGAAGACUUCUACUCUCCUUCUGGGACCUGCUCUCUCCCUCUCUCACCCGUUAUCCAGGCCCUCACCAGGAUCACCCGUCCCACCUUGUCCGAGGCGAUCGAUCAGAGAGACAGUCUGCCAAUGGACACUUGCGACCUCAGUCCCAGUCUGGUGGCUCUGGAAGUGGACAGUGAAGAAGAAAGCACCGAGCCAAAGUCUCCUCUUUCCCCGAUCUCAUCAGACGUUGAGAAAAGCGAAGACAAAAAGGAAACCUUUCGUCCCUCUCCUGAUCUCACUUGCACUCGCAGCCAGUCAGCCUCAGCAUGUGAACCCACCUCAGACGAGCUGGGUGACCAGGGAAUUCGAUUGCGCUCCUAUUCCUACUCUUCCUCCAAAAUCAGCUUGCGUCCUGCUCGUUUUGCUCGAGACAACCACACCUCAGACAUCAGUCCUGAUGCCGUCCUCCACAGUGUCAGCCACAGCCGAUCUCUCCUUCAGGCCCUCUCUCUGUCUAAAUCUCUGUCUCUGCUCCACCCUGGUAAGCAAAGAGCCUCCAGUAUAUCAGAUCAGCCUCAUGAGAAAAGGGAGAUUAAGUUCCGUCAGAGAGCCCAGUCUGCUGAUGACGAGGGCAGCAUGGAGCUGGCAGAGUCACUCCAACAUCUCACCCUGUCUGAGUUUCUCAAAGAGAUUGAAGAGGAGGAGUUGGACAAAUACAGCAUCCCAACUAAGGCAGAGUCAGAAAAGUACAAAGUCAUUCGUACCUUCAGUUUUCUCAAGAGCAGGAUGUCCAGCACACGCAACAAAACCAAGGGGAAAGGGAAGGACAGAGAAGCAAAGGACAGGCAGCUGAAUGGACACCGGUUUGCAACAGGCUCCUGUUUAGGCCCCACAGUGUGUGUGGUGUGUGACAAGCCGGCCUCUGGAAAGGACCUUCUGCAUUGCUCCAGUUGCACUGCCAUUGUUCAUAAGGGCUGUAAGGACUCUCUGCCCCCAUGUUUGAAGAAACUUCAGGAUAAAUAUGCCAUGACCGUGGUGAAGAACAGAACAGCAUCCCUCCCACAAAACUUCACAGUGAGAGACAGUUCUCCUCAGUCCAUCAUCCCUGUUUCUACCUCUCUACCUGUCAUGACCCCAAAGGAGAGGAAGGACACAGUGACCCAGCCAGGUUCUCUCUCUGGAAGUUUCCCCAACAGUGACAGCCGGCUAAGUGAGAGUUCAGAGACAGAGUCCGAUGCCGUGAAGCUGGCCAGCCAAUCAGAGGAGCUCCUGUCGACGCCGGUGUCCUCCACGUCCACCGACUCAUCCUUCGGGGAGGACUCUGUGGACUCGUAUAUCCACAGUGACAUCUCAGCUGAUUCCGUGGAUUACCAGGCUGAGUCGUGGAGUUUGACGGUGGAGCACAAGUUCUGCAAGAAGCAGGACAAACGAGCUGUCAAGAGGCAGGAUGUUAUCUAUGAGCUGAUGCAGACUGAGCUCCACCACCUACAGACUCUACACAUCAUGGCCGAGGUUUUUCGGCGAGGUAUGAAGGAAGAAGUGCAGCUGGACACCGAGGCGGUGGAGCGGGUCUUCCCCUGCCUGGACCAGCUGCUGCUCUUCCACCACGGGUUCUUUGCCGCCAUGAAGGAACGGCGGCACAAUUCAGCGCAGCCCCUGGGACAUAGAAACUACCUCAUCCAGCGAAUAGGAGACGUCUUGCUCCAGCAGUUUUCAGAGGAGAAUGGGGAAAAAAUGAAGCAGGUCUACGGAGAAUUCUGCAGUAGACAUAAUGAAGCAGUCAACUUUUUCAAAGAGCUCCAGCAGCAUAAUAAGAGAUUUCAGAGCUUCAUUAAGCAACAAGGUAGUAAUUCUUUGGUGAGACGGAGGGAGAUUCCAGCGUGCAUCUUGCUGGUAACCCAGAGGAUUACUAAGUACCCAGUGCUGCUGGAGAGGAUCCUACAACAUACGCAAGAGGAAACCGAGGAGCAUACAGACCUUUCUAAAGCUCUGGCUCAGAUUCGAGAGGUGAUAGCAGCUGUGGACCUCAGAGUCAGUAAAUAUGAACAGCACCAGAGGUUGCAGGAAGUGUGGCAGCGCAUAGAGAAUCGCAGCUCGGCCAAGCUGAAGAACGGACAUACCUUCCGCAAGCAAGACAUAAUGAGACCGGGACAAGAACUCAAACACCAGGGCCUCCUGCUGUGGAAAACUGCCGCUGGUCGGCUUAAAGAUGUCCUGGCGCUCCUCCUCACAGACACACUCAUCUUCCUGCAAGAAAAAGACCAGAAGUACACAUUUGCCACUGUGGACCAGAAGCCUCCAGUCAUUGCCCUGCAGAAGUUAAUAGUUCGGGAAGUGGCGAAUGAAGAGCGGGGGAUGUUUUUGAUCAGCGCUUCAGCUGCCGGGCCAGAAAUGUACGAGGUCCACACGUCGUCCAAAGAGGAACGAAACACCUGGAUGAGGCUCAUUAGAGAGGCUGUAGAAAGCUGUCCGGAGGAAGAGGAGGAAUACACAAGUGAAUCCGAAGAGGAGAAGCGAGCUGCUGAGGCUCGCUUCCAGAAGAUCCAGAAGUUACAAGAGAGUUUGACCAUCCAGGACCAGCAGAUCUGCUCUAACCUGGAGGAGAAGCUGCAGAUCUAUGCUGAACUCUCUGCUCUGAGUGGGAGGACGUAUGCUUCGCUAGUUGAACCGCGACUGCUGGUCCAGCCGCACUCAGAGGAGCUUCCUCAGGCUGCUGUGCUGCUGGCUGCAGCUCUGCAAGAGGCUGAGAACCUGAAGGCCACAUUGUCAUCCAAGGCUUGUUCUCCAUCAAGUGGCAUCGAGGACUCCGACACAGACUCCGUGUUUCCUCUGAGCCCUGCUACACUUGUAGAGCCGACUGCACAAUCGUUCGAGGCCUCAUCUGAUAACCCAGAGAGCAGUGAGCCUGAGGCCGUGAUGCUGCAGACGCCUGCUGACUUGCCAAAACCUGAUGUGAAUGGCAUUGACUUAAAGGUUGCCCAAAGUGUCCAAAAUCUGACUCAGCUGCUAUACAGCCUGCAGGCGGCGGUGACCAUCCAGGACAGCUGGUAUGAGGUCCAGAAGCUUCUCCUCCAGGAGAGCGGUCGGCCUUCGCCCCGCGCCCAGCGUCCGCACCUCCCGAGCCUCCGGGUCAACACCCUGCAGGAACAGGAAAAGCAGCGGAACCUGGAGAAGCGGAAGGAGGAGGUGGCGGCGGCUCAGCGGCUCAAGGACCGUCUGCGCCAAGACAAGGAGCGCUGGGAGCGGGAGUGCCAGGCCAGGGAGAGCCAGCAGGAGGAGCAGGAGAGCAGGCUGGAAGAAAGGGAGAAGCAGUGCCAGUUGGCGGUGGAGAAGCUAAGGCGCGAGAGGGAAGAGCUGGAUGAACAACUGGAGGAGUACCAGCAGAGCCUGGAGAGGCUCCGGGAGGGCCAGAGGAGCGUGGAGAGGGAGCGCGAGCGUUUGGAAAACCAGCAAAAGCUGCUCCACACUUGGAAACAUGGGCGACAGAGCAGCCUGCCUGCUGUGAUCCCUCACAUGGUCAUCCCUCUAGAUGGGCAUCAGGAUUCAGCACCAAGUCAUUCUAGAGACCACGCCGGUAACGGCUCCGUGUUUGUCAAUGAGGCUGCGUUUGGCAGCACCAGCGUCAACAACCGACACGUCCACCACAAAAGAAAUGACCCCAACGCACACAAUUGCCUCAACUCGCUCUUGGCCAGAUCCAACAGCAGACAGUCCCCUAUAGCUAAGACUCCCCACAGCCAACACUCAGGCUCCCAAGGACGGGUGCUGGGGACAGAGUACCUCUACGGCCCUGCAGGGAGGCUGGGCAUGCAGCACACCAGUGAUCACAGCUACAACGGGGGGAGCUGGUCGUCAACAGCAAGCGGAGCUGACCCGUAUCCAACGCUCCCGCAUCCCAGUGACCCUCAGCUGGACCUCAGUGAGCUGGUUUCCUUGGAGACUGACAGUGACGGGGAGGACGGCAGGGAGGAAACCAUUGUUUACCUCUGAAUGUUGAUCAAUGUCAGACUCUCAAAAGCCAACAUGGCACCUGGUGAAGGAUGAGACAUUUAUGGAACAUCAGUGCUGGACCGGGCCGGCUUCAGAAGGCAUUUCUGCUUUGUAGAUUUCUCUUUCACCAUACUUUUGUGUCUGUUUUUUUUUUUUUUUUUUUUGUAAAGUAGCGAGUUACUGGUAACACAGAAAGAGAGAGACAGAGAUAAACAAACACUCUGUCUCACAUAUGUGAUGCACCUUAGCUGGAGGCACCACUGGGUGUUCAAUGUCUCCUUUUCUGUUUUCUUUUUGUGUGUGUGUGGUCAUAUAUUGACUAUGUAGUCCCCUGCAGCCACAAAUUUUCCCGUUUUCCUCCCCUCGCUGCUUCCUACUGUCUCUCCCUCACUGCCUUUGUUCGGGUCCCACAUAUCUCGUCCCUCGAGCUCUAUAUUUAUUAAAUUUGCCACUGAGGGAGGAAAAAAAAACAUACUGCAUAUCAGGGAAGCAUCAGGCUGCAUCUCUCUUGUGGGUGAUUGUCUUGCCAUGGAGUAAACUGCCCGCUUUCAUUUAUCGGUCAGGUGCUGUUUAUUUACAAGCCGAGCAUAAUGUGGAGCACAAACAUUAGAUGUGAAGAAUGAGGAGCGACAGCGUCAGUUCCAUGUUUUUCCAGACUCACUGCCUGUAGCCAUAACUUAUUUCUCUUUUAUCUGAAGCAUGUUUGCCUUGCUAAAAGAAGUAAGCACAGAUAUGGUUUUAAGAGAGAUGUCGCAGUUGUGCUAAUAUGUCAGUUUUAUCAACGAGGAGAAAUGUAAAACUUGAGCAAAAGAAUGUUUUCCUGCAGAAUGUAAAAUGAAAUUGUAGAGGAGGAGAAGGAACUUAAGAAAAAUGCUGGCUGACAUCACUUUGAGCCCAAGAGUUAUGUUUUAGUGCAGCUCUAAGGAUGGUCAGUUAGUCAGUCAGUCCACUGCUUUAGUUUUGAGUGAAAUAUCUUAAAAACUGUUGGAUGGAUUGCUGUUAAAUUUUACAGACAUGUAUGGUCCCCUGAGGAUAAAUCCUGUUUGACAUUUGCGGCUUUGCCUGAAAUGUCUUGACAAUGAUUGGAUGGAUCGUCAUGACAUUUGGUACAAACAUUAAUAAUCCCCUCAGGAUGAAUUGUAAUAAGUGUGGCGAUCCUUCAACUUUUCAUCUUGCGCCGUGUUCAUGUCAAACAUUGUCAAGUGCUUUGGUUUAUGAACAAGUACCUGCAAAAUCAUUUUCAUUUCCACCAGCUUGGCCUCCACUUCGUGUUUAGUGCAGAAACACAACACAGUGAAUGUAGUACUUGAUAAACAUUAACAUUCUAUCACUAUUGUUUGAGCAUAUUAGCAUCUUAACACUUGAAUUUAACUCAAAGCACUGCGGUGCUUAAAAUACAGCCUCACUGAGCUGCUGGUGUGUAGAUUGUUGUUUUUCAUGUUUAUUUGUCUUUGUUUUACUUCAUAAAAAAAAUCCCAUCAAGCUUUACAGGGUGGAAAAUGUUCUGAGAGUAUUGAAGUGCUCAGAACAAUAUGAAGUUGCCUUACUGAUGCUGUUGUGUUUAAUGCUAAACUCUUACACUUGAAUAUUAAUGUAGCACAUUUAAGCUACAUAUUAUCUCUCAUGAGCAUUUUUCUGUAAAAACAUCCCUGUGCCAAUGCUUUAGGUGUCUCCUGAUGUUUUUUAUGAACACUAUAAAAGAUAAAUUGGUUUAAUUGCUAUUGUGAUUUCCCAGUAGUACAGCAAAGCAGUGGCAGUAUUCUGAUGUGAUUUUAGUGUAUAUACAAUAUGUUUGUGCUUUUAUUUAUUUAUUACAAAAGAGAUGUAAUGUUUUACUGUGCUUUGUGAAGGGUUGCAUUGUACAUAGUCAUGUACCUGUGUAAACACAUGAACAGGUGUGUUUUCUUGUUGUGAGCUCAUGCAUUACAUAUUCAGACAUGGCUGUGUUGAUAAAAUUACCUUUAAUGAACUUGGAA
This is a messenger RNA of Amphiprion ocellaris (clown anemonefish), 7567 nucleotides long. RefSeq names its product Rho guanine nucleotide exchange factor (GEF) 28a (gene arhgef28a). The record is from RefSeq and is a predicted model, not a curated record. NCBI's taxonomy places the organism in Eukaryota, Metazoa, Chordata, Actinopteri, Pomacentridae. Gene Ontology annotation, molecular function: guanyl-nucleotide exchange factor activity. The coding region runs from base 264 to 5591 and encodes 1775 amino acids. The transcript has 36 exons. Gene Ontology annotation, biological process: regulation of Rho protein signal transduction.